AUGUCAGCUGCCGCCCGUCUCGCCGGCAUCAAUGUCGGCGCUCCGGCGCAUCCUGUUCCUAGUCCCACCGCUGAUUUCGGUCUCAUCGGUCUGGCCGUCAUGGGCCAGAACCUGAUCCUGAACGCCGCUGACCACGGUUUCACCGUCUGCGCCUACAACCGCACAACCUCCAAGGUCGACCGCUUCCUUGAGAACGAGGCCAAGGGCAAGUCCAUCAUUGGCGCCCACUCCAUUCAGGAGUUCAUUGCUCAGCUCAAGCGCCCCCGCCGUGUGAUGCUCCUCGUCAUGGCUGGCAAGCCCGUCGAUGACUUCAUCGAGUCUCUCCUGCCCUUCCUCGAGGAGGGUGACAUCGUCAUUGACGGUGGUAACUCCCACUACCCCGACAGCAACCGCCGCACUAAGUACCUCGCCUCCAAGGGCAUCAGCUUCGUCGGUAGCGGUGUUUCCGGUGGUGAGGAGGGUGCUCGCUACGGUCCUUCUCUCAUGCCCGGUGGUAACGAGGCCGCCUGGCCCCACAUUAAGGAUAUCUUCCAGAGCAUCGCCGCUAAGAGCGAUGGUGAGGCCUGCUGUGACUGGGUCGGUGACGAGGGUGCUGGCCACUACGUCAAGAUGGUCCACAACGGUAUUGAGUACGGUGACAUGCAGCUGAUUUGCGAGGCCUACGAUAUCCUGAAGCGUGGUCUCGGUCUUUCCUGCAAGGAGAUCGGUGACGUCUUCACCAAGUGGAACACUGGUGUUCUGGACUCUUUCCUUAUUGAGAUUACUCGCGAUAUUCUCUACUACAACGAUAACGAUGGCACUCCCCUCCUUGAGAAGAUCCUGGACAAGGCUGGUCAGAAGGGUACCGGCAAGUGGACCGCCGUCAACGCUCUUGACCUUGGUAUGCCCGUCACCCUGAUCGGCGAGGCUGUCUUCUCCCGUUGCCUCAGUGCCCUCAAGGAUGAGCGCACCCGUGCCUCCACUAUCCUCAGCGGCCCUACCCCCAAGUUCGAGGGUGACAAGGCUGCCUUCAUCGAUGACCUUGAGCAGGCUCUGUACGCCUCCAAGAUCAUCUCUUACGCCCAGGGCUUCAUGCUCAUCCAGAACGCCGCCAAGGAGUACGGCUGGAAGCUGAACAAGCCUUCCAUCGCCCUCAUGUGGCGUGGUGGCUGCAUUAUCCGCUCCGUCUUCCUCAAGGAUAUCACCAACGCCUACCGCAACAACCCCGACCUCGAGAACUUGCUGUUCGAUGAAUUCUUCACCAAGGCCAUCAACACCGCCCAGAACGGCUGGCGCAACGUUGUCAGCAAGUCCGCUCUCUGGGGUAUCCCUCUGCCUGCCUUCUCCACUGCCCUCAGCUUCUACGACGGCUACCGCACCAAGAACCUUCCUGCCAACUUGCUGCAGGCCCAGCGUGACUACUUCGGUGCCCACACUUUCCGCAUUAAGCCCGAGCACGCCAACGAGAACUUCCCCGAGGGCAAGGAUAUCCACGUCAACUGGACCGGCCGUGGCGGUGACGUGUCUGCCUCGACCUACGUCGCGUAA
This is a messenger RNA of Penicillium longicatenatum, 1527 nucleotides long. Its product is annotated as NADP(+)-dependent, decarboxylating phosphogluconate dehydrogenase. Gene Ontology annotation, molecular function: NADP binding; phosphogluconate dehydrogenase (decarboxylating) activity. Gene Ontology annotation, cellular component: cytosol. NCBI's taxonomy places the organism in Eukaryota, Fungi, Ascomycota, Eurotiomycetes, Eurotiales, Aspergillaceae. The transcript has 5 exons. Bases 1 to 1527 code for a protein of 508 amino acids. The record is from RefSeq and is a predicted model, not a curated record. Gene Ontology annotation, biological process: pentose-phosphate shunt; pentose-phosphate shunt, oxidative branch.